AUUCUCUAUCUUCUUCUAUUACAUCAUAACUGCUACAAGGCAGCCAGCCACUUGCAAACCUUUCCUCUGAUUGACAGGAGAUCCCAGGAGUGUGUGCAGCAGCUGUGUGGCCUGCUUUGCCCUCUCUAUAAAUAAUGCCCAAAUGUCAGGGACUGCUAACUGGGUCACCACCCAGCCCUCCUCCCCCCUUGCCACCCUACUGCCCCUGGCACAAGCCAUGCCUUUUUCAUUGAUGACCACACCAAGCACAGACAAUAAAAUAAAUAUAUAUAUAUCUAUAAAAGAAGCUGCCAUGCUUUCUGCCCAGACAGACAGAAGGGAGCUGCGCCUUCCCUCCCCCCAUGCACAGCCCUCAUUGGCUGGGCUGCUUUGUCUUAGGGGAGCGGAGUGCCCCCUCCCUUUGUGCGAGGCAGCUGCAGCACAUUUGAAUGUAUAGAGGGGGGAUUUGAAGGGACCAUUUGCAAUGGGCCAUCUGUCUGGCAGGCAGCAGUAGUAGCAGCAGAGCAGAGAAGAGCAGAGCAGAGCCCAGCGCAGCCCGACCCCUCCGACCAGACAGACAUCGGCAGAGCCCCCCAGCAAGCAGCGCCCACUCUGCCAGCAUGGUGCUCGUACACGUCGGAUACCUUGUGCUUCCAGUCUUCGGCUCUGUACGGAACCGAGGUGCCCCAUUUCAGCGAUCUCAGCAUACUCACGCUACCUCCUGCCGCCAUUUUCACCUGAGCCCUCAACCCCAGCUCCCGGACUUCCCCCUGCACCACCACCCGGUCCAGCCGCAGCAGGGCAUGACAUCACAUAUGGCUACUGCACACCAGCAUAAUGGAGCACUGCACCAGCCUCUGCCACCUCUGCCUGGCCUACCGUUCCAAGAGGUGGCCGGACCCUCCUUCCUACCUCAGGCCCUACACCAGCAAUACCUCCUCCAGCAACAGCUCCUCGAGGCUCAGCACCGCCGGAUGGUUCCACACCACAGGCGGACUCAGGAGCGAAUGUCUGUCCAUCCGCAUCGGUUACGUCCAGGCUUCGACUUCAACCAACAAGUGCAGAUGCCACAACCUUUGGGGUCCCGGUACUUGGCUGAAGGGACAGACUGGGACCUCAGUGUGGAUGCCAGUUUGCAACAUGCACAGUUCCAGGUCAGACCCGUUCCUCAGCACUAUCAGCAUUACUUAACGAACCCGCGACUGCAACACUUCCCAAGGAACACGUCACUGACCCAAAUGGUUGUCCAUGAAAUCAGAAAUUACCCUUACCCGCAGCUUCAUCUCCUUGCCCUCCAGGGUCUCAGUCCAGCGCGGCACACGUCUGCUGUGACGGAAAGCUAUGAAGAACUGCUGCAGUUAGAGGACAGACUGGGAAGUGUGACGCGGGGAGCGGUGCAAAACAUCAUUGAAAGAUGCACAUUUCCACACAAAUACAAGAAGAGGAUACCACAUGAUGGCAAAGACCAGAAAGAAGACGAGGAGGAGGCGGACACAGACGAGAAAUGCACAAUCUGCCUGUCAAUGCUUGAAGACGGAGAGGAUGUCAGAAGGUUACCCUGUAUGCACCUCUUCCACCAAGUCUGCGUUGAUCAAUGGUUAGCGACCAGCAAGAAGUGCCCUAUCUGCAGAGUGGACAUCGAAACGCAGCUGGGGGAGGACAGCUGAGAAGAAUUCCCCUACGAUGGCGUCCAAAUUCUCCUUAUCAGGUCCACACGGCCUUCACCUGCAGUAAACCUUUUGCUUCCUGAGCCAUUUAAAGGACAGUCUGCAAGCACAUUAUUCUGUAGAUGAAUCAUAGGCACGUAACAAAAAAUAAAAAAAAUACUGGAGGAUCUUAACAGCCAUAAAGACCCAUUUUGCAAGGGAAGCAGGUCUUCCUCUUGCCACAGGGCCCAAUUGCUGGAGACGAAGACUGGCCCUUCGCAGGUACUCUUAUGUCAGUCUGGCUUGCCAAUCCUGCACUGCAAAGAAUUGUACAUAUACCUCUCUAAUAUGUAGAAUCAAGUAGGGGUCGUAGCUAUAACUGUGGAUGGCAUCCGGAGCAUGUUAGCUUAAAAAAAAUAUUGUGUUCGGUGCCCUAGUCAUCUUGUGGUGGACAUGUUGCUAUUAGCCUAUUUUUGCACCAAAUAAUAUUUACCAUUUUAUUUAUAUUUAUUUUUUGUCUUUUUUUUUUUGGUGCUUGAAAGAGCCAUUUGACACAUUGACAUUUUCGAACUAAAACUUAAGGCGAAGAAUAAAAUCCUGUUUACAGUUUAAAAACAAAAAAGGAUUGGUUUGGAGCCUUAAGUUUUGUUACUUUAUUUGAACUAAUUUAUUAUUCUUACUUAUGUUUACAGAGGAUGAUACAAAAGGCAAAGCUUGUAAAAAAACGGUGGUUAUGGUGGACUCUGCUGAUGCUGGGGAAAGGUUUUUUUUUUCUUUGUGGCCUGUUUUCUAGGUAGUCACAUUCAACUGGACUUUGUUCUGUAAAGUUGAAGACGUUUCGCUACUCAACCAAGUAGCUGAGGAAGCCCCUUGAAUGAGAGAGAAAUGUCUUCCACAUUAUAGUCCUACUGCUAGGUAUACCAUGACCUGAAAAGCGGAGAACCUUCGCGGACAUAUGUCCUUUUUUUUUUAAACCCUACUCUUCAAAAAACUUUUUGUCGGGAUCCUGGUGAAGUAAAUCACAAGCUUGCUUCAUGUCCACUGGCGAUAUUAUUGUGUGGUGGUUUGCACCUUUGGCUCCAACCACAAGGCCAUCAAAAAGUCUAUACUCUUGAUGUCUAUCUAUGAUGGCAGUUUGGUGAGAACUGAGAUAAGUUACCACUGGAGACAUCAAGAGAUAUGUUAAGCCAGAAAUUCAGUCUGCUAACAAAAAAACGUGCCAGUUUUGGGUAGUGGUGGCCUUUAAAGAAUAAAAAUUUAGAAAAAAAAGGGAAUUACAGCCAUAUGUAGAAAGCAGCCACAAACAUUCUUAAUGCCGUCUGUCCUAAAAAGGCCUACGAAAAAGAGAAAUAAUAAUCUGGGGAAUUUAUUUAAUUUUUUUUUGCCCUAUGAGUACUAAAAUUUACCGAUUACCCUUCAAAAUUUAAACAAGAGCUCUCAUUGCACUAUGCUCUAUAUUAUUUAAAAACGGCUUACCAUUGAGUAUUUUUGUAGUUCUACCCUAUAGUGCCAAAAUAUAGCUAUAUCCUUCACUUGGGAAUUUUAGUUAGCAGCCAUUUAGUAUUUUAGGCUCUAGUCAUUCUCAACCAUGGUUUUGUGGGUCCCUAGGUUUCCCCCAGAAGUUGCUAUGGGCUACUUGAGCUGGUGGCUGAUUGACCUUUCAUCUGAGUGUGCCUUCCUCGUUUUGGGGCCAACGCCACUUGGCAGAGCCAAUGAUCUUUUUAGCUGUCUGUACGGGUAGCAUUCUGACCACUAGGGAUGGGCUAUCUG
Rana temporaria (common frog) is the source of this 3395-nucleotide messenger RNA. RefSeq names its product ring finger protein 165 (gene ARK2C). Gene Ontology annotation, molecular function: ubiquitin protein ligase activity; zinc ion binding. Gene Ontology annotation, biological process: positive regulation of BMP signaling pathway; motor neuron axon guidance. The coding region runs from base 600 to 1646 and encodes 348 amino acids. NCBI's taxonomy places the organism in Eukaryota, Metazoa, Chordata, Amphibia, Anura, Ranidae. The transcript is spliced from 8 exons. The record is from RefSeq and is a predicted model, not a curated record.